AUGCAACAGGGCCCGUCUUCCACCUCUGCUCUAGCUCCCGCCCCUAGCCCUGCCCAUACUCUCGCUCCGUCCCAGCAACAACCUCAACCCGCGCGCACCAGUGGCCAGCACUAUGACCCCAUCCGCUCUGCCUUCGACAACUCAUCCGUCACCGCCCCUCAAUUCUCCGCAUCCUCAAAAAUCUCCUUGACUUCUAGUCACCAGUUUACUCCCCCGCCCAACACAAGGACACCUCCUCCUCGUCCAGUAUACCGAGCCAGUGCAUCUCCCGCCAUUUCCAGCAUAAUCGAUCCUCCCAUCCAACCGUCUUCCUCAGCUCCCCCCCAGCCAUCUCUCUUUCAUCAGCAGUCCAAGGUUUCUCCAGAGAACAGCCAUUCAGCCAAACAUUCACCUGUUUCAGCCACUCCCAUCUCGACUCCUAAAACCAAUACGACACCUAUCCAACAGCCUAAAGCUGUGCAUCAGCCGCUGCUGUCGUCCUCUCUCCUGGAAGAACCAGUCACCAUGGAUAUCGACAGUGGGAACAAUGCACCAACUCCCGCUCCGUCAGUACCCUCGAAACUAACUUCAACAGGCCCCACCAAAAAAGGAACCGGAGCUUCCACAGGUACCCCCUCCACUGCACCAUCUCCCAAACCUUCACGAACCAAAGACACAACCCUGCCCCCGCUCCCAUCAGGCUCGGGCUUGCUAGCCGGAACCCUUUUCGGCGUAGACGCGAUCGACAAAUCUAACUCGACAUCAACCCCGAACAUCAUCCUCCACAUCCCUCUAAAUGGUAAAACCAACCAGAUCAUCAAUUUCACUCGGCUGGCAGAAGAACAGUACGGCUUUGACGCCCUCCAUCCCCGACUUGCAGCGCAACGCGAACGACUAGCCCGCGUCAAUGCCGCCAGCGCUGCACUGGAGAGAAAUGAAAAGAACACCAGGGGUACCACUGGCACUGAUAGCGCAGCGGAGGAUGAUUUAAGCCUCGAUGCUGAUCGCGAUAGCGACGGGGAUGGUGAUGUGCUCAUGUCCGGUAUGGGUGGCUCAUCGUCGUUAUUGAAUGGGCCAUGCAGCAGCGACGCUGGUGGUGGGGGUGGUGCUGGUGGUUCUACAAAGAAGAAACGACGGCGGAAAAUCGAAGAGUAUGACCGUGACGACCCGUUCGUCGACGAUAGCGAGCUUGCGUGGCAGGAGCAGCUGCCGCGAGCACGGAUGGGUUUGCAUAUGCUACAUACUCUAAAUGUUCAAGGAUUCUUCCCAGUCCCCCCUCCCCGUGGAAUGACAAUAUAG
This is a messenger RNA of Histoplasma mississippiense, 1278 nucleotides long. RefSeq lists its product with no specific name. Lineage: Eukaryota; Fungi; Ascomycota; Eurotiomycetes; Onygenales; Ajellomycetaceae. Bases 1 to 1278 code for a protein of 425 amino acids. The record is from RefSeq and is a predicted model, not a curated record. The transcript is spliced from 4 exons.